Adineta steineri is the source of this 1531-nucleotide messenger RNA. NCBI's taxonomy places the organism in Eukaryota, Metazoa, Rotifera, Eurotatoria, Adinetida, Adinetidae. The record is from the annotation of a GenBank genome assembly.
UAUAGAAGACUAUAGUCAUGAUAUUUAGAUCGAAAGUUUUAAAGUCUGGUCCCCCGAGUUGACGCGUUACGCGUUUUAGCCGAUAUAUAUUAAUUAGACUAAAUUUUUAUUGUAGACAUCACCUAAAGAUACUGAUUUAAAUACAAAUCAACAUCAAUUAUCAUCAAGUCGACCUAGUUCAGCAAGUAAAAAAGAAGUUGAACCAAUUCGUCGUUCAUCAUAUUGUGAAGAACAAGAUGUUGUUAUUCCUCCAGUAACACAUCAACAAUCGCAAUCACGACCAUCAUCAGCUAAAUCAAAUACAUCACGUCAUCAAACUCAAUCAGCUAUUGAUAAUAUUGCUUCAGCUAAUAUUCCACCUACACUUGAUCCUUUAACAUCAAAUAAUGAAGCACUUGCUGCUACACUUCAACCACCUCUACCACCUCCUCGUCCUUCUGCACAAUUACCACCUCGACCUAAACCAAAUUUAAAUUCAACAACAAGUGGUGGUAUUAAUAAAAAACAACAAUUCAAAGUUCCUAAUCGUUAUAAAGAAAUUACUUCACGUGUAGAUAAUGGUCGUAAUCCAAAUUCUUCAAUUGAUUUAACAGCAUCGACUCAACGUGCUCUUGAAAGAGAACUUAAAUCACAAACAUUACAAAGACCACAAACUGCUCGUGUACGAACAUCAUCAGCAAAUAAUGACAAUAGUAAGAAUAGUAAUGGACGUCAACGACGUCUUUCAUCAUCAGGUUAUGAACAUGUUAAACCACGUGUUAAUACAAAUCUUUCAAUAAAUUUUGAUGAAAUUAAUACAACUCAAAUGCGAGCUGAUUCCGCUCAAUCAAUAAAAGAUGGUGUUUAUCUUGAAUGGUUAAAAACUAAAGAAGAACAAAGAAAACAAGAAUUAGAAGCACAAAAACUUUGGGAAGCUGAAAAAGUUAAACAAGUUAAUAAAACUGCAAUUGAACGUCGAGUUCAACAAAAUUUACAAAAUCUUGAACGAUGGAGACAAGAGAAAGAUGAACAAAUUAAAAUGAAAAAACAAGAAGAAAUUCGAUUAAAACGUGAACAAGAAGAAAAUGCAAAACGAGAAAGAGAACAGAAAAAAAAAGAUGCUAAAGUUGGUUUUGAAGGUUGGGUAGCAGCAAAACAAGAUACAGACAAAGAAAAACUAAAUGAAAGUAUUAAUAAGAAAACUGAAAUUGAAAAACAACAAGAAGAAAAACAAAAGAAAAUUCUCGAAGCUACAAAAGCUUAUGAGGAAUGGAAUGCUAAGAAAGCUCAACAUAUUAAAAAGAAACAGGACACACAAAAACUCACUCGAGAAGAACAAUUAAAAAAACUUCGUGAAAAUGAAGAAACAAAAUUUGUUAGUGCACAAGAUGCAUAUGAAAAAUGGCUUAAAAAUAAAGAACAAUCUGAAGUUGAUGAUCAAAUGAAUACACAACGACGAAAUUCACUUUCUGUUAAACAACAACAGCAAGUACCAUUUUUACCAGGUGGUUCUCAAAAAAAUACUGGAAAAAUUCCACAUGUUGUUUGGUAA